AAGAACGGGUGUGAUAUGAUGAUGAGAGGCUACACCACGUGUAGGGGUAAGUGGUAGUCAUGCAUUGACUCUCUCUCUAAUGCCAGCAGGCACUGCAUCUUUUUCUCUGAAAAUCUCUCUCUGAAAUUUUUUGGGGUUUGUUGAUGUCAGUUUGAAUGGAUUUACUUGGCCUUUUCUUAUAAUGGUACUCUCUUUCUCUCUCUCUCUCUCUCUCUCUCUCUCUCUCUCUCCCUCCCUCACUGUGGGGAGCAGUGGUUUGAAUAAGUAGAUUCAGAUUUGAAACUUUAAUCUUUGAAGAUUUUAUAUGGUGCAAAAUCAAUCCUUAACCUCAAAAAGGUUGAAAUUUUUAAGACAAUAAUAAAUAGAGAAAUAAAAAAAGCAUAUGUGCAUAUACAUGUGGUGAAAAGCAGGUAGCUCAUCUUUACUUCCCAUAUUAACCCAAAAAAAAUCUUUACUUCCCAUAUUUCUUCUCACCCUUUUAGAUGUAAAAGCCAUUAAGCAAACCCCUCUACUGCACCCACAAAACCACAAACACAUCAAGUCAACAUCAAGACCCCUUAACAGAGAUGUUUAAGAGACAUAGAUCCUUUUUAAGGUAUACUCAUUAAUGACCCUUUUGCCUAAAUUAGCAAUCUUAUAGAGAUUUGACUGGUUUGAACACCACAGCAACCUCCAUCAAAUCAAGCUCUCCAUAAAAGACCUAUUAGACUCUUUUUUUCCCUCCUGUUCUUUAAAGAAUCUCUCUCUCUCUCUCUCUCUCUCUCUCUCUCUCUCUGUAUAUAUUGUAUGUGCUUUAGUAUUCUUUAGGGGGUGAUGCUGCAUGCAUUUUAGUGAUGGCUGAUCAAGGAGGUAAUGGUACUAGUAGUGUUAUUAUGAGGGACUAUAGGAAAGGGAACUGGACAGUGGGGGAGACAAUGAUUCUGAUUGAGGCAAAGAAGAUGGAUGAUGAGAGAAGAAUGAAGAGAAGCGGGGAUGCUGCAGGUAGUGAAACAAGAUCAAGCAAACCAGCUGAGCUCAGAUGGAAAUGGGUAGAAGAUUACUGUUGGAAGAAAGGGUGUUUGAGAAGCCAAAACCAGUGCAAUGACAAAUGGGACAAUCUCAUGAGGGAUUACAAGAAGGUGAGGGAAUAUGAGAGGAGGGAAGGGAGGGAAGAAGCAGCAUCUUAUUGGAAGCUUGAGAAGAGUGAGAGGAAAGAUAGGAACUUGCCUACCAACAUGGUGCCUCAGAUAUAUGAGGCUUUGGUUGAUGUGGUGGAGAAGAGAGAAGCAGGCCAUCAUCAGAUCAGAGUGGUAGGUGGAGCUUCUGUUUCUGGUUCCAAUGUUCCCAAUCCCACCAUUGGAUAUGUUGUGGAGAGGCCUAUUAUAAGCACUAGUGUUCAUCAGGCUUCACUGCCUCCUCCAGUUUUGCAACAUCACAUCUCAGUUCCACCAAUUGCAGCAUUGCCUCUUCUACCCCCAGCUCCAUUAGCAGCUCAACCACCACCUACUCUUCCAUACUCACAACCUAUGCCCACAACGUGUGAAAGCUCAGAUUCUGAGACAAGCCAUGAACAUUCAGACUCACCAGCCAAAAGGAGGAGAAGGGCGAGUGGAGGUGGAGGAGGAGGUGGAGAUCAAGGAACCAGUGGAACUGUGAGUGCAAGCACCUCAAGUGAAGUGGGCACUGCCAUCUCCAGAGGUGCUUCCAUGAUUGCAGAAGCACUUCAGGGUUGUGAGGAGAGAGAAGAGAGAAGGCACAGAGAUCUUUUGAGUUUGCAUGAGAGAAGGCUACAGAUUGAGGAAACUAAAACUGAGAUCAACAGGCAAGGCAUUAAUGGUCUCAUCGAUGCCAUUAACAAGCUAGCAGAUUCUAUCCAUGCCUUGGCUUCCAACAAGAACCAAUCACCUCCAAAGUAAUCUCAUCAUCAUCUUCAUCAUCAUCUUAAUUAAUAGUAAAAAUAAUUUCCAUUUAUUUAUAAGAUAAGAUAGAGAGAAAGAUGGCAUUUCAUUGAUCCCAUUUGGUUGGUUGUAAAUAAUUUAUAAACCCCAUUAAUUUGUUCUAUUUUCCUUCUGAUCAUUAGAGA
Molecule: messenger RNA, 2062 nt
Organism: Prunus persica (peach)
Lineage: Eukaryota; Viridiplantae; Streptophyta; Magnoliopsida; Rosales; Rosaceae
Exons: 2
Coding region: 834-1895 (353 amino acids)
Source: RefSeq, a predicted model, not a curated record